Talaromyces atroroseus is the source of this 681-nucleotide messenger RNA. Its product is annotated as 60S ribosomal protein L13. Gene Ontology annotation, cellular component: cytosolic large ribosomal subunit; ribosome. NCBI's taxonomy places the organism in Eukaryota, Fungi, Ascomycota, Eurotiomycetes, Eurotiales, Trichocomaceae. The record is from RefSeq and is a predicted model, not a curated record. The transcript is spliced from 5 exons. Gene Ontology annotation, biological process: translation. Bases 1 to 681 code for a protein of 226 amino acids. Gene Ontology annotation, molecular function: RNA binding; structural constituent of ribosome.
AUGGCGAUCAAGCACAACAACGUUAUCCCCAAUACUCACUUCCACAAGGACUGGCAACGUCGUGUCCGCGUGCACUUCAACCAGCCCGGACGCAAGCACCGCCGUCGUGAGGCCCGUUUGGCGAAGGCCGCUGCUGUUGCUCCUCGCCCGGUCGACAAGCUCCGCCCCGUUGUGCGAGCACCCACUAUCAAAUACAACCGCCGCGUCAGGGCCGGACGUGGUUUCACACUUCAGGAGCUCAAGGAGGCUGGUGUUCCCCGCAAGCUCGCACCCACUAUCGGUAUCGCCGUUGACCACCGCCGCAAGAAUGUCUCCCAGGAAUCUCUUGCCGCCAACGUUGCUCGUCUCCAGGAGUACAAGAGCCGAUUGAUCCUCUUCCCUCGCAAGAGCGGCCAGUACAAGAAGCUCGACUCAUCUGCCGAGGACGUUGCUGCUGCCACCAAGGCUUUCGCCGCUGAGGGCAAGGUUGCCGGAUACGCCACCAACAUCCAAUCCACUUUCCCCGUCAAGAACAUCUCCGCCGCCGAGGCUGUUACCGAGAUCAGCCGCUCUGAUCUUCCCGAGGGUGAGAAGGCCGCUUACCGACGGCUGCGUGAGGCUCGCAGCGAGGCCCGCUACCAGGGAGCUCGCGAGAAGAGGGCUAAGGCCAAGGCUGAGGAGGCCGAAGCUGCCAAGAAAUAG